AUGCGUCUUUUGCCAACCAUAGCAACGGCGCUCCUGUUCACAGUCAAUGUGACAGGAGCUAGCCCAGCUCCUUCCGCCGCCAGCACAGCCCUUUCGCCUCUUGCGAACAUUGUGGAGGAAGCUGUCCCUACUGCCUCGGCCACUCAGCCGCAGGCCGACAACCAGGUCAAUGCCGCCAGCACGGCUGCUGAGCCCCCCGCAACCGCUGGAAACACCGGCAGUGCGUUCAAGGCUGCUGCUGCGAAGGACGAGGAGGAUACCUCUAGUGAGAUCGCCGAACCGGCUCCCACCAAGGCCAAUAACCCUGUGGAGUCGGUAGUCAACGACAUCACGUCUGCCGUUCCGAGCGGUAACAAGGAGACAGCCGAUACCGCUGCCACUGGAACUGCUGAUUCCACCCCUGAGACCCCUGAGCCGACUGAGAAGCCCGCUCCCAAGACCGCCACCUCCUCCGCCAAGUCUACUGCCUCAUCUUCCGACGAUUUCAAAUCAGCAAAUAUCUUGAAAGACCUCACAGACGCCCUUGGCGGUCUUUUCGGCGCCGGUGGCACCGGAGGUCUCCCUGAGCUGCUGCGCGGUCUCGAGAGUCUGCUGGACCCUCGCCUUCUCGGCCAUAUCACCGACACCUUCGAGUACCUCUCUACCAGUUUGGCCCCCCCUGUUGACACCAACCUUCGAUCUGUGGUCAAUGUUGCCCACGGCCUCCUGACUCCCGAGUUCGGCAAGAAGGUCGGCGGCCUCAUUGACAAUGCCAACAACCUCCUCAGUGACCAGAACACCAAGGAGAUUAUGACCCUGAUUGGCAACGCCAACAAGCUCCUCACUGGCGACUUCGUCAAGAAGACCACCAACCUCAUCGACAAGGCUUCUCCUCUCAUCGACAAGGCCGGUCCCCUCAUCGACGAUGCCGCCGGUCUUCUCACCGACAAGAAUGUCAAGGCCAUCGAGUCCCUCCUCACCAAUGCCAACACCCUGCUUACCCCCGAGUUUGUCAAGGAGACUGGCGGUCUCAUCGACAAGGCUGGUCCCCUCAUCACCAAGGCCGGUCCCCUCAUCGACAACGCCAGCGGCUUACUCACCAAGGGCAACACCAAUGCGAUCGAGGCGCUCGUGAAGAAUGCCAACAAGCUCUUGGACGAGGCGACCGUCAACGCCCUGAAGGACUUGCUCGACCAGGUCACCCCUCUGCUUCCUCAGAUCAAGGGCCUGCUCAAGAAGGCUACUAUCGAGCAGAUCACCAAUUUGCUCACCAAUGCCAACGCCCUGCUUACCCCCAAGUUUGUCAAGGAAACUGCCGGCCUCAUCGACAAGGCUGGUCCUCUCAUCAGCGAUGCCAGCGGUUUACUCACCAAGAGCAACAUCAAGGCGAUCGAGGCGCUCAUCACCAAUGCCAACAAGCUCUUGGACGCGGAGACCGUCGACGCCCUGAAGGACUUGCUCGACCAGGUCACCCCUCUGCUGCCUCAGCUGAAGGGCUUGCUCAAGAAGGAUACCAUCGAGCAGAUUACCAGCUUGCUCAACAAUGCCAGCAAGCUGCUCACGGACUCCUUCAUCAAGGACACCAACACUCUCAUCACCGAGGCUGUGAGCCUUCUCACCCCCGACCUCGUCAAGGCUCUGAAGUCGCUCCUCAGCGAUCUCACUCCUCUGAUCCCCGAGAUCAAAUCCUUGUUGAAGAAGGAGACCAUCAAGUCCAUCGAGACCCUUCUCAACAACGCCGGAGACCUGCUCACCGCCGACUUCGUCAAGGAAACCAAGAGCCUGGUCGACAGCGCCGACGAUCUUCUUACCCCCGGCGUCGUCACCGGACUGAAGGACAUCCUCGGCGACGUGAUUCCUCUGGUUCCCGAUCUCAAGAGGUCGCUGCUGAACCGCACCAUCAUCGCCGAUCUCGGCUACAUCGUCACCAACGCUACCAACUUGCUCACCCCGGCCUUCGUCACCGAGACUUCCGGUCUCGUCGACAACGCCGACGGCCUCCUGACCCCCUCUAUCGUCACUACGCUCAAGGAUAUCCUUGGUUACGUGCCCGAUUUGAUGCCCGAGGUCAAGAAGUUGCUCAAGCCUGCGACUAUCAAGGGUGUGAACGAUCUCUUGCACAACGCUGGUGAUCUCUUGACGCCUAAGUUCGUCAACGAGACUUCCAUCUUGAUCGAUGAUGUUACGAGCUUCCUGCCUUUGAUCCAGGAAUUGCUUAAGGCGCUGUAA
Molecule: messenger RNA, 2208 nt
Organism: Penicillium bovifimosum
Lineage: Eukaryota; Fungi; Ascomycota; Eurotiomycetes; Eurotiales; Aspergillaceae
Exons: 1
Coding region: 1-2208 (735 amino acids)
Source: RefSeq, a predicted model, not a curated record